CCGGCCCGGCCCUCCCGCAGGGCGAGCCCCCGGGUCUCCUGGGGCCUCCCUUCCCAGGGAGUCCCACGCGCGGCGCCUCUCCCGGCGGCCCGCCUGCGCUCUGCUCCCGGUGGCGCGGCUCCUGGCACCUGCUCCGCGCCGGCCGGCCAGGGGCGGGCUCGGGAGACCGGCGACUGCCCCGGGACGCGCGGGCCCGGGACUCACCCGCCGCGCACCUCGGGAACCGCGAAUCCGGAUGCGGCCCCGCUCAGGUCCGGAGCGCCCUUCAGGUAUGAAGCGGCCACUGAGCCCAUCUCCCCCAGGUGAGAAGGAACCCCCCAUAUCUGGAGCUGCUGAGUGCCCCCCUCGGCCCCCAGAGCCCCCAAAGCCCAAGCGGGAAAGAAAACGGCCAUCCUACACACUCUGUGACGUCUGCAACAUCCAGUUGAACUCGGCGGCCCAGGCCCAGGUGCAUCGUGGGGGGCGGGCCCACCAGAGGCGGCUUCGGCAGCUCAGCUUGGGAAAGACCCCUGCAGGGCCAGCAGGCCCGACCUCCAGUGCCCCCAGCCCCCUGCUGGCCUCCCUGCCCCUGCCCACCAGGCCUCUGCAGCCCCCGCUGGACUUCAAGCACUUGCUCGCCUUCCACUUCAAUGGCGCCACCCCGCUCAGUCUCUUCCCCAACUUCAGCACGAUGGACCCGGUCCAGAAAGCUGUCAUCAGCCACACAUUUGGUGUCCCCUCCCCUCUGAAGAAGAAGCUCUUCAUUUCCUGUAACAUCUGCCACCUGAGGUUCAACUCAGCGAACCAGGCUGAAGCACAUUACAAAGGCCACAAACAUGCCAGAAAACUCAAGGCUGUUGAAGCUGCCAAGAGCAAGCAGAAACUGCAGACCCUGGCCCGGGACAGGGUACUGAUGUCCCCAACCCCAACUUCAGCCAGUGGCGCCCCUGGAGAGCCACAGCACAAAGCUGCUGUAGCUCCACCCUCUGGCCCCCCACUCCAGCCACCACUGACUCCAGACCCCGUGUCCAGGGAGCCGGCUCACUCAGACGUCUUGGAUGCUGCCUCCUCUUCCUCUUCUACCUCCUGCCCACCCUGCUCCCCAGAGCCUGGGAGAGAGGUGCCAGGGUCUGAGUCCACUGCAGCUGCUGUGAGCAGUGGUGUGAGUGGGGAAGGCAGGAGCGAGAAGGGGUGCCUCUACUGCCCCACAUGUAAGGUGACAGUGAACUCUGCCUCCCAACUUCAGGCUCACAACACAGGAGCCAAGCACCGGUGGAUGGUGGAAGGUCAGAGAGGCACUCCCCGAAGGGGAAGGGGACGCCCAGUGCCCCGGGGAGGAGCUGGACACAAGGCCAAGAGAGUAGCCGGGGCCCGGGGGGGCCGGCAGGGGCCCAGCCCUGCUUUCCACUGUGCUCUCUGUCAGCUCCAGGUCAAUUCAGAGACCCAGCUCAAGCAGCACCUGAGCAGCAGGAGGCACAAAGACCGCCUGGCUGGGAAGCCCCCCAAGCCCUCCAGCCAGCACAGCAAGCUGCAGAAGCACGCAGCGCUGGCUGUGAGUAUUCUCAAGUCUAAACUGGCCUUGCAGAAGCACCUCACCAAGGCACUGGCAGCACGCAUCCUGCCCAGCCCGAUCCCUGCUGCAGCCGCGGCUAUCUGUGCCCUGCCAGGGCCCCUGGCCCUCCGGCCUGCUCCCGCAACAGCCACCACCCUCUUCCCAGCUCCCAUCCUGGGCCCAGCUUUGUUUCGCACCCCAGCAGGAGCUGUCCGCCCGGCCACAGGACCCAUUGUCUUUGCCCCCUAUUAGCCUCCUGGGGAGACCAGGGCUUAUUUUCCAGCAGCUGUUCUCCCCUCCUCCCCAGAUGUCUCGGUUUCCUCCAUCCCACACAGGAAAGCCUUUUACAGCCUGGGGGGUCCUGCCCAAUCUAGUAAGAGCUGGGCUAGUUUUUAGGGCAGCUGCCCUUCACUCAGUCUGUACUGAGCAUUCCACUAAUGCUCCUCCUGGCCCAAGGACCACCCAUACCCACCCUCCUUUCCCUUCUUCCAGGGCUAGUCCUGGGCUCCCCACCAUUCCAUAGCCUGACCUCCAAGGAGCAAACUGAGAAAUCCCAAAGAUUUAUGCAAAAUCCUCAUACCAGCCCCAUGGUGCUCUCAGCCCACUUGACAAUAGACCCUAGAAAUCUUAACUUUGGCCUGGGUAACCUUGUGCUGGGCUGGAAGUCAUCCCUGCUCACUAGAUUCUUCACAGAAUCACUGGAGAUGAGGGAUGGGGUCUCAAGCUGGAAUGGGUUCAAGGCUAUUUGGACAAGGUGACCACGGGGGUGUGGUGGGAGACUGCGGAGAAAUGAAGCCAUGCUGAAGUGGGGCUGAAAGCUUUUAGGGGCUUCAGCUGCCCUGCUGGGCUGAGGCCAGGAUAGGAGCAGGCGAGGGGGAUGUUCCAGCCAGGCAGUUCUAAUGGAGGUGACCCAGCCCACACGAGCUCUCCCCUCUUCAUCUUUGAUGCCUCCUGAACUCUAGCUCUUAGCGGGGGAGGGCACUGGCCGUCCCUCAGAUUAUGGACCCCAGCUAACACUGAACCUCCCAGGCUCCCAAAUGCAGAGCUUUCCCCUCCAACUCCCCACCCCAAACUGGGCCCCAGCACUAAUUGCAGCUUCCCUUCCUCUCAGCCAGCACCCAAGCCCCCUAACAGGGAAGCUGAGUGUUGGGAUCCAGUCUGAUACUCUCAAGACCCAUUUUCAUGUAAAGUUACUGUCACAACCUCCAUGCCACUCCAGCCUGCCCCCCAUAACAUGGGACUUUGCCAGUAUUCGCCUGCAUCUUGUUUUUUAGAUAAUUCCAAUGGGAGAACAAAAGGGGGGAGGGCAGGGAAACUCUUUGAUAAAAGUUAUGGUUUUAUUGUACCCAGCGCAUCAAUAAAUGAAUCUUAAGCCCAA
Manis pentadactyla (Chinese pangolin) is the source of this 2909-nucleotide messenger RNA. RefSeq names its product zinc finger protein 385C (gene ZNF385C). Gene Ontology annotation, cellular component: nucleus. The transcript has 9 exons. Lineage: Eukaryota; Metazoa; Chordata; Mammalia; Pholidota; Manidae. The record is from RefSeq and is a predicted model, not a curated record. Gene Ontology annotation, molecular function: zinc ion binding; nucleic acid binding. The coding region runs from base 236 to 1783 and encodes 515 amino acids.